Messenger RNA from Loxodonta africana (African savanna elephant), 9139 nucleotides. RefSeq names its product killer cell lectin like receptor G1 (gene KLRG1). NCBI's taxonomy places the organism in Eukaryota, Metazoa, Chordata, Mammalia, Proboscidea, Elephantidae. The transcript is spliced from 5 exons. The record is from RefSeq and is a predicted model, not a curated record. The coding region runs from base 749 to 1324 and encodes 191 amino acids.
UACCUACUAGAAAGAAAUUAUUAACACUUUACAUGUAUUUGUCUAAUUUGUUCCCCUUUGUGGUUAUCCUUGCAUGUACAAAUAAGACAUGAGGAGAGAAAAUUUAAUAGAAGUUCUGACACCGUGAAGGGUAAAGAUCACUGAACAAUUGGUAGAAUGUUUGGGUUACACAGGGGCAUGUCAUAUUCACACAUCUGGGUUAUCGUCCACAUCUCCAGCGAAUCCAGGCACACGCAGCUAACAGCCCAUUUCUCUAUCCCUUAUCGACUCAGAAGGUCCAAGAGACAAUGAAAUCAGUCCCAUUUGUCAUGUGUCUAUUUUCUCAGAAGAAAACAAACCAGAGACAAAAUCUGCGAUGAAUUCAUAGCUAGAAAUGACUCUUCUUUUUAUUCCAUUUUCCAUAAUCAAGAUUGCUGGACCUAGGAGACAUUUUCUUUGCUCAAUAGAAUUAAACGAGAUGGAAAAUCAAUUCAAUAUAUAUUUAAUGAACAUCUACAGAGUAGUAGGAGUAAAAAUAUUACAACUUAGAAUAUGAAUUCCUAUAGGUAGCCCAGCAGUUGAAUCAUUUCCUGAAAAAUUACUGCUGCUUUUGUCUUGCUGGAUUGGAGAGUUGUUGACUUUUUUUUUUUUCUAAACAAAUCUUCAAGUUUCCUGCUAGCAGUUUAGAGGUUGAGCUGUUUCUUCACUGAUGCACGUCUCUCCAGACUUUUAUGAUUUUUCUCUCUCAACUGGACGUGAAAGAUAAUCAAUGGAGCUAAGUGACAGUGCCCUUUAUUCCCUAUUAGAGUUGCCUACUAUACCCCAAGUUCACAAAGACCACAGACAGCAGCCAAAAGAGUCUUCUUCCAGGCCCUCUCUUUCUUGUUAUGUGGCAACAGCUUUGGGGCUUCUGACCGUAAUUCUUGUGAGUUUGCUGCUAUAUCAGUGGAUUCUGUACAAGGGCUCCAGCUACUCCACCUGUGCCAGUUGUCCUAGCUGCCCAGACCUCUGGAUGAGAUAUGGUGACUAUUGUUAUUACUUUUCGGUGGAAAAAAAUGACUGGAAUUCUAGUCUGGAAUUCUGCUUAGCCAAAGACUCACAUCUUCUUAUGCUUACGGAUAAUCAGGAAAUGAGCCUCCUCAAAAAUUUCCUCCAUAAUGACUUUCACUGGGUUGGUCUGAGGAACAAUUUUGGUUGGAGGUGGGAAGACGGAUCAGCCCUAAACUUUUCAAGGGUUUAUUCCAACAGCUUUGUACAGACGUGUGGGACCAUCAGCAAAGCUGGUCUCCAAGCCUCUAGCUGUGAAGUUCUUUUACAGUGGGUCUGUAAGAAGGUCAGACUUUGAUGGAUGGUCACUCUGUCUGGACCCUCAGAUCUGUCUUACAACUCCUGAAAAAGGGGGAGCUGGCCACUUAGUAUUGGGACAACCAUGAGUAUAUAUUUAGUGAAUGCUGAAUCUUCUAGUAUAUGGUAUUAGAGGUAAGAUUAAUGUAGCCUCCCAAGGAUUGAUGCUUUACUGCUGACUAUCUUUGAGACUAUUUUGAUAUUAUAUUAGUGAUGAAAGAAAAUUUGUGAAAUAGAUAUAGUUUGUUCUUAGUAUUUCUCUAGCAACUAAUGCUGACUCUCUCAUGCCUACCCCUACCAUCUCUGUCAUGCCUACCCCUAUCUUUUCUAUACUGUAAUUUCAGGUUAUCUGAUAAAAUCUGUGCAAAUAUACUAUUGCUAAAGUUCUAGAGGAUUUUUAUAUGUUCUAAAGGGUUAACAUGUUACUUCUCCCAGAUAAUAAAUUUUUACUCUUAAUAGUGGCCCUUUGCAGAUAGAGCUUAACUCUAAAAAUUAAUGUUAAUGAUGAGAAUAUAAAUUGUGGGAAGUAGGUGAGGACUGGGUGGCACUUUACAGUUCUCAGCUCUUCACACUUUCAUAAACACCUUGCCUUGAUUUAUGAAUAUGUGUAUAUGUGCUGUGUGACCAACAGAACCAAUGUGUGACUGUACCUUUUCCACACUUUGAAUGUGUGAUUUGCAUGUUAUGCGAUUUCACUACAUUCAUCCGUAUGAUGAGGCAUUUUCAUAGAGGAAAGUUUAAAGAGGCAGUUUAUAUGAUUGAGUCCCUAGAUUAUUAUUUUUUUUGUAUGAAUCAUUUUCUUUUCAUAAACACAGUAAAAUAGUUUUUAUUGGGUUUACAGGAUUGGUCUGUAUACAAUUACAGUGAGUCUUGGUAACAUUUAUUACAAUGCCAUUUCCUUACAUACAGUAGUUUGUAAAUACUUGAGUUUUAUAUUUUGUUAGGGGCUGGGCCCACAUAGGUUUUUUUUUUUUUUAAUUGUCUUUAGGUGAAAGUUUACAGCUUAAGCUAAUCUCUCAUACAAAAAUUUAUAAACUUAUUGCUAUGUAACAUUAGUUGCAAUCACUAUAAUGUAAUAGUACACUCCCCCUUUCCACCUUGGGUUGCCUGUGUCCAUUCAACCAGCUCCUGUCCCUUCCUGUUCUCAUUCUGCCUCAGGACAGGAGCCACCCCUUUGGUCUCCUGUAUCUACUUGAACUAAGAAAAACACUCUUCACGAGUAUUAUUUUAUGUUUUAUAGUCCAGUCUAAUCUUUGAAGAGUAGGCUUCGGGAAUGGUUUUAGUUCUGGGUUAAUAGAAUGUCCGGGGGCCAUGGCUUUGAGGGUUCCUCCUGUCUCAGUUAGAUCAUUAAGCCUGGUCUUUUUCCAUGAAUUUGAGUUCUGCUCUGUACUUUUUUUUCUCCUGCUCCACCAAGGACUCUCUGUUGUGUUCCCUAUCAGGGAGGUCAUUAGUGGUAGCUGGGCACCAUCUAGUUCUUCUGGUCUCAGGCUGAUGGAGUCUCUGAUUUAUGUGGCCCUUUUGUCUCUUGGGUUAAUAUUUUCCUGGUGUCUUUGGUGUUCUUCAUUCUCCUUUGUUUCAAGUGGGUUGGGACCAAAUGAUGCAUCUUAGAUGGUGGCUCACAAGCUUUUAAGACCCCAGAUGCCACUCACCAAAGUGGGAUGCAGAACAUUUUCUUAAACUUUGUUAUACUGAUUGACCGAGAUGCCCCCAAGCCCUCACCCCUGCUACUCUGUCCCUUGAAGUGUUUAGGUUGUGUUCAGGAGCCCAGAUUAGUUUAGGCACUAUGCUUCAAAAAUGAGAAGGGCUUUAUUGUUUCUUCUAAAUUGGGUUUGGACAUAGAUAAGGAAGGAAGAUGAUGUUUACAUUCCCGGAAGGCAGUAAUGGAGGGGACCAUAAUACUGUAGUAUUGAUGACACUGGAUUGUGAUCUUCUUAUUUGUCUUUCUCUUCUGUAGUUCUUUUAGAGUGUGGACUAUAUCUUAUUUACCACUGUAUCUCAAGCAUCUAAGGUAGUAAAUAUUAGAUCAAUGAAUGGAUGAAUAAAAAUAUAAGAAUAUUUUAUUUUUAUUUUAGUUUUUUCAGUUAGUCCAAGUUGGUUACAGGGAUUAAGGGCAAGAAAGAGUAUAUCCUAAUCCUUUCUUAUCUACCCAUCCUGUUGCUGUUGAGUUGAUUUCGUGACCCUAUAGUACAGAGUAGAACUGCCCCAUAGGGUUUCCAAGGCUGUUAUCUUUAUGGAGGCAGAUUGCCACAUCUUUCUCCCAAAGAGUGGCUGGUGAGUUAGCAGCUGAGCAUUUAACCACUCUGUCACCAGGGAUAUGAGCAGUCAAUAGCUGAUUUUGAAAAAGCGAAGGGCCAGUUAAUAUGAAUGUAAUGUUCAUAGAAGGAAGUGGUGGAAACAAGCUCCCAUACCCUAUCAUCUCUUAUGUUUGGUUCUGGAGUAAAAUGUUCUUGGGAUUAGGGCAGGUACCUAUUGGUUAUGGAUGUGAUAGCAACUCCCACUUGGUUAAAGAUGUAAUGAUAGUGAUUCCACUAGAGCCAUGGCUUGGCUGCUACAGGAUAUACAAUCCCAUUUAGCUAUUUAAAGAGAAACCCAGGAGUACAGUAGGCUCUUAAAUUUUCUCCUGGACAGGCAGGAUGUGUGCAGUUGCGCUCUGUGAAUAGGUUUGUCUUCUUGUAAGGAUUUUUGCUCCUUCUCAUCAGAAUUGGGUCUAGCGCUUACUGCUUUGUUUCCCCUAUGAGUAUUACAUUGGAAGCAGUAGCUUAUUUCGUUGUCAUUUAUUUGGUCCUUUAACUUAUUUGUUAGGGUCCAGGGCCAGUUAUACUUCCUGGGUGGUGCAAAUGGUUAAGUGCUCAACUAUUAACUGAAACGUUGACAGUUUGAACCUACCCAGAAGUACCUCAGAAGAAAGGCCUGGUGAUCUAUUUCUAAAAAACUAGCCAUUGAAACCUUAUGGAGCACAGUUCUACCCUGACAUACAUGGGGUCACCACGAACUGCUCCAUAGGGUUUUCAAGGCUGUCUUGGUUAUCGAGUGCUGUUAUAACAGAAAUACCACAAGUGGAUGGCUUUAACAAGGAGAAAUUUAUUUUCUCACAGUCUAGGAGGCUGGAAGUCUGAAUUCAGGGUGCCAGCUCCAGGAGAAGGCUUUCUCUCUCUUUCGCCUCUGGGGAAGGUCCUUGUCAUCAAUCUUCCCUGGUUGAGGAGCUUCUCAGUGCAGAGACUGGGGGUCCAAAGGACACACUAUUCUCCUGGCUCUUGUUUUCUGGUAGUGUGAGGUCCCCCUGUCUCUCUCUACUUGUUUCUCUCUUUUAUAUCUCAAAAAAGAUUCACUUAAGAAACAACCUAAUCUUAUAGAUUGAGUUCUGCCUCAAUAACAUAACUACCUAUAAUCCUGCCUCAUUAACUUCAUAGAGGCAGAAUUUACAACACAUAGGAAAAUCACAUCAGAUGACAAAAUGGUGGGCAAUCACACAAUCCUGGGAGUCAUAGCCUAGCCAAGUUGACACACAUUUUUGGGGAACACAGUUCAAUCCAUGACAAAGGUAUGACCUUUUGAAAGCAGAUCACCAGAACUGUCUUCUGAGGUGCCUCUGGGUACCUUUAAUCUGUUAACUUUUUGGCCAUUUGCACCACCCAGGGACUAUUUGAGUUGGACUCCAGACUUCAAGUUCUCCUUUCCAUCCCUAACUUGCAAAGAAAUGUUCAGCACCUCUUUGUGGUGAACAGGGAAGGGGGUGAUGAUCUUUUUUUAAAAAAAUAUUUUAUUGUGAUUUGGAGAAAAUUUACAUAGCAAAUUAGGUUCUCAUUUAGUAAUUUCUAUGCAUACUAUUCAGUGACAUUGGUUAUACUUUUCACAAUGUGUCAGCAUUCUCAUUAUUUUUGUUCUGGUUGUUCUGUUUCCAUUAAUCUAGCUUCUUUGUCCCCCCCUUAAUUUCUCAUCUUUGGUCUGGGGUUAAUGUUGACCAUUAAGUCUCAUUUAGAUGAUUGUUUAGAGGAGCACAGUACUCACAGGUGAUGUCAUGGAUUGAAUUGUGUCCCGCCAAAAUAUCUAUCAACUUGGCUAAGUCAUGAUUCCCAGGAUUGUGUGAUUGCCCACCAUUUUGUCAUCUGAUGUGAUUUCCCUAUGUGUUGUAAACCCUAUCACUAUGAUGUAAUGAGAUGGAUUAGUGGCAGUUAUAUUGAUGAGAUAUACAAGAUUAGAUCGUGUCUUAAGCCAAUGUUUUUUGAGAUAUAAAAGAGAGAAGUGAGCAGAGAGACAUGCGGACCUCAUACUACCAAGAAAGCAGUGCUGGGAGCAGAGUGUGUCCUUUGGAACUGAGGUUCCUACGCAGAGAAGCUACUAGACUAAGGGAAGAUUAAUGACACUGACUUCCUCCAGAGCCAACAGAGAAAGCCUUCACCUGAACUGAUGCCCUGAAUUUGGACUUGUGACCUACUAGAUUGUGAGAGAAUAAAAUUCUCUUUGUUAAAGCCAUCUACUUGUGGUAUUUCUGUUACAGCAGCACUAGAUGACUAAGACAGGUGAUAUUAUUUAUUUUAUGAGCCACUCUGUCUUUUGGCUAAUAGGUGACCUCUAGAAGUGGCUUGAGUUCCAAGUUUAAAGGGUGUCCCAGGGCAGUAGUUCUGAAGGUUCUUCUAGCCUCUACUGGCCCAGUAAGUCUGGCCUUUUUUAGAAAUUUGAGUUUUGUUCUACAUUUUUUUCCCCACUCUAUCCAGGACCAUCUAUUGUGUCUCUGGUCAGAAAGGUUGGUUGUAGUAGCAGGGCACCAUCUAGUUCUUCUGGUCUCAAAGUAGGUGAGGCUAUGGUUUGUGUAGAUCGUUAGUCCUAUAGAUUAGUUUCUUCUUUGAGUCUUUGGUUUUCUUCUUUCUGUUUUGUUCCAGAUGUGUAGAGACCAAUAGUUGAAACUUAGAUGGCUGCUUUCAAGCUUUUAAGACCCCAGACGCUACUCACCAAACUAGGAUGUAGAACAUUAUCUUUAUGAGCUAUGUAAUGCCAAUUGACCCAGUUGCCGCUCAAGACUAAGGGUUCUAAACUCUCAAACCCAAGAACCCAAUCCCAUAAGGUGUUUGGUUAUGUCUAGAAAGCAUCCAUAACUGUGUCCUCUAUGUGCUUUAUUUUAUAUAUGAAUAUAUAUGCAGCACAUGUGAACCUGUAUAUACAUUUGCCUAUAGAAAUACCUAUACAUGUGAACCCGUAUAUUCAUAUGUAUUUACCUGUAUGUAUACAUCUACCAAACCCUGGUGGCAUAGUGGUUAAGAGCUACAGCUGCUAACCAAAAGGUUGGCAGUUGGAAUCCACCAGGCGCUCCUUGGAAACUCUAUGGGGCAGUUCUACUCUGUCCUAUAGGGUCGUUAUGCGUCGGAAUCAACUCUAUGGCAGUGGGCUUUGUUUUUUUUUUUGGUAUGUAACCAAACACAUAUUUUUUGGUUAUUACGAUUGUUGCAAUGUCAUGUGUCUUUUGACAUAUUUUUUUAUUCAGUCAAAUUUAAUCUAUCCUUUCAUUUAUGACUUUGGAUCUGUGAUAUAUUUAGAAAAACCUCCCCCCUUUAAGAUUAUAUGAAACAGCUGUCUCUUCUUUCAGUGCUUUUAUUGUUUCAUUAUUCAUAUUACUGGGAAAAAAAAAGAUAUUUUAGUUUUGAUUUAUUUUGCUGCAAGAUAGAAAUAAGGAUCUCACUUUAUUUUCUCCCACAGGCUGCUCAGUUUUCACAAAUUCGGUUAAUGCAUAAGCUAUUUUUACCCCAUUGUUUUGAUAUUUCACCUUUAACAUAAACUAAAUUCCUAUAUGCAUUUAGGAAUACUUCUAGACUUUCUGUUCUGUCUUACUACUAUGACUGUGUCUUUAUCAGCUGGGUACCAUGCUUUAUAUUUCCUAUCUUAUGAAGCCAAGCCUCCUUACUGCUCUUCUUUUUCAGAAUUUUCUCAGAUAUUCUUAUUUAUUUUUUCACGUGAAUUUCAGAAUCAGGUUAUCUAAUUUCAAAAGAAAAUACUGCUAUUUUUGUUAGGACAUCAUUAAACCUCUGGGUGACUUUACAGAUUAAACUCAUAGAUUAACUGUAUAAUGCUGAAUCUUCAUACUCAAGGACAGGGUAGGUCUUUUUGUAUGUUCACGUCUUCUUCUGUGUUUUUCAGGAGCACAUUAAAAUUUUCUUCAUGUGAAUAGUUCAUAUUUCUUGUUAAGUUUAUUUCAAAUUAUUUUAAUUAAUUUUUUUUCUGUGAUCACAAAUGCUGUAUUUCCUUUGUUAUAUCUUUUUACUGAUUGUUUUUACAUAAAUGAAUAUUAUUUGUUUCUGUACCUUAAUUUUGUUACCACCUUACUGAAUUCUUGUGUUGUUUCUAACGGUUUUUCAGUUGAUUCUAGUGCAUUUUUUAGGCAAGCAAUCAUAUAAUCUGUAAAGAAUUAUAACUUUAUAUUCAUAGAUCUUACUUCUUUCUCUUGGUUCAUUGCAUUGCUUAAAAUCUUCAGAACAAUGUUAAAUAAUAAAGAUGUUAAUAUACACACUUGCUUACUUCCUGACUUAAGUGCGAAUGCAUUAAAUAUUAUGCUCAUAACUAUUUAUUCACAUGCAACUUCUGUCAGCUUUUUUACAUUUUACAAAUGAUCAUUUCAUCCCAAGAACAGUACUACUUUAAUAAGUAAGGGCUACUGAAUUUUUUUUUUUUUAUAGCAACUGAAUUAAUAUAUAAAUGAUGAAUUUAUAUAAAGCAAAGGCCAUGAUAUGUCCAAAUGAAACCUAGUAUACAAAUGAAGAUUUUUUGUGUGUGUUUUGAAUGGAGAAAAUUUUGGGCAGUAUUGAAUUACCACAUAGCACACAGAAGUAUUAUCAUACCAACCCCCGAAUAUGGCUUCCUUUUUAGCUAGUGCCAUAUUCACUUUGUGAGUGGUGAUUUAAAUACAGCAAAACCAUAUCAUAUAAAACAUUAUAUUUAAGUUUUAAUUAGAAUUUUACCAGUUUUAUGGUUUUGAUUGAUUUUAAUUUAAAAUUUGAUUUGAAUUCACUGUUAAUUUUAAAGAUACAAGCAUAUGGGAUUUUAUACUUAAUUUUAUGUUUGUACUCAGUUAAAUAUUUUAAUACAAUAUUGGUGAUCUGAAAAUUAUGAAAUUAUUUACCGUAUUUUAUGUUUUUUUGCCAACUGUGCCCUCCCCCUUCGAAGUGUUCUCACAAGUGCUACUACCAUUUUUUUUAACAAGUUGCUGUAAAAAAAAAAAAAUAUAUAUAUAUAUAUAUGUAUAUACGCACAUACAUAUAUUGCAGUAUUGGUGAUGCCGUGGUUAGGUGUUUGGCUGCUAACCAAAAGGCCAGCAGUUCGAUUCUACCAGCUGCUCCUUGGAAACCCUAUGGGGUAGUUCUAUUCUGCAUUCUAGAGUCGCUAUGAGCUGGAAUCGCCUUGACAGCAACAGGACUAUAUAUAUUGGUGAGAAGUCGUGGUGGUACAGUGGUUAAGAGCUACAGCUGCUAACCAAAAAGAUCAGCAGUUGGAAGCCACCAGCCACUCCUUGGAAACCCUAUGGGACAGUUCUACUCUGUCCUAGAGGUUCACUGUGUGUCAGAAUCGACUCAAUGGACAAAGUUUUUGGUUUUUUGGUUUAUAUAUUAAUGUGGUGACACUGAUGGAUGGGGGGACGAACAUUCUAAAAUACAGAAGGCUAGUUUUAUGAGACAGCCUGAAACAAAUAUUAAGAAAGGAAUACUCAUAUUUACUAGAGAACUCUUAAAAUGAUUCCUUGAUGUAGACUGAAGUCAGGCUGAUUAACUUCUCCUUGCCUUAGGUCUCAGAACGUUUAGAAAAAAAAAAAAACUUUUUGUAAAAAUGAUGU